AACAAAACUAACCGGCCGCAAGAAAAAUCAACCAAUAAGAACCAUAGCACAAACUGCUCCACUAUUUUCUGUUUUUUUAGUGCAUAGCAUAAAAAACAAAGAAGCCCGACAUUAACGUGAAUAGAAAACGAAGUACGCUCGCGUUUAAUUAGUUCGUUCGAUGUGAAAAAGUGAAUUCUGAGACUCCUUGACAGCAAGACCCUGAAUGCGGUUAGUUACGGUAAAAAAAAAAAGAAGUGGACUCGCCGAAUCGAAUAUUAAAGUGCCGAACAAAUACAUUUAUGAAAUCAUAAUUGGCAAAGCUUUAAGCCACAAGUAAUCGCAACAAUUUAAACAUUCUAAUAUAAAAAAAAACACCACAAAACAUAAGCAAAAAUAAUAAAAAAGCAGAAACCACCGAAAUUAAUAGUGAAAAAUUAUAAUAUUAAAAAGAACAAAACUCCAAAACGUCAAACAUAAAUCAAACAACAAACACAACCUGCAUAUGUUUCAAAAACAAAAUCAUCUUAAUAUUCAACAACAAAAUUCUGUCAAUAAAACACUCGUAAAAGCAGGCACCAUUUUCAACAACAAAAAUUUCAACAACAUUAAACAAUUUUGAGAAAAUAAACUAUUUUACAAAAACUAAAUUCAAUAUUAAGGACCAGUUUCAACAAUACAACAACAACAACAACAACAACAACAAUUUCAACAAUAAAGUGCCGCGAACUAAAUUAUCUCACCGCUAUUCUCUCUUCUCUCUCUACAAUUCGCGAGGUUAGGCGUUAUCCUGCGUGUGUCGGGAUUUGUUCGUUGGUGUAAAUUAAUUGUUUUUUUUUUUUAAUAUUUCGUUUACGUGUUCGUUACCGCCGUGUCCCGCGUGUGUAUCCGUGUGUGCGUCGUGUGUGAGAGAAAGAGUGAGCGCACAUUGUUUUUUUGUCUGUGUAUGCUAUGUCACGGGGUAUAGGCAUUAAUGCGCUCCUCGAGGCGGCUGAAUUUCUAGCGCAGAAUGAGAAGCUCCCGCAGGCGGGAGGCGGUCCCAUCGGACUGGGCGUGGCCAUUCCCACCUCCCACCAACACCAUCAUCACCAGCUGCAACAGCACUAUAAGAGCAACUCCCUCAAUAACAACAACAACAACAAUAACAACACCAAUACCAACAACAACAAUAGCAAUCAGCACAAUAGGAACAAUAGCAGUAACGGAAUUAUUGCAUCGCCGCCAUUUACGAACGGAAAUGGUAACGGUAUCGGAAUCCAUAACGUGAACUCCAACGUAAACGUUAACGUCAACGGCCUGAGUAACGGUAACGGGCACGGGCAUGGGCACAAUAACACCAACAACAGCCCGCGCAGUCAAUUAACCCACGAUUACGAUUACGUCGGCAGCGCUGCCGCCAACGGACACAGCGAAGGUCGCGCCCCCAUCUCGGAGGAUACUAAUUCCUCAACAAUCAACAACAGCAACCACAACAACACCCCACAAAAACAGCAACAGCAGUUAAUUGCCAAUGGCAGAACAACAACAUCAGUAGCAGCAGCAGCAGCAGCAGCAACAAAAUUGAUGGGAAUUUCAACAACGCCCUCCUCUACGUCCUCAUCCUCUGCGCCCUCAAAUAAUUCACCCAACACCUUUACCCUCACACCCCAAACCGCAGCUGGCUCUGCCUUUCUGCUGCUGGCAACAGCAGCAACUGCAACUGCAACUGCAACAACAGCAGUUGCAACAGCAACAGCAGCAGCAGCGGCAGCGGCAGCAACAACAUCUGCAUCCUGCAAACCUGCCAAGCACAAAUUGGGUCCCAUCGAGGGGAUUCGUAGCAAUGAUCUAUUAUUAUCGGAUGUCGAGGAUGUCCUGCUGCUGAAUCACAAAAGAAUUUGCUUAGAUGCACUCGGUGGCAAAACUGGGAUACCCCUGACACCGCCGCCCAUGUCCACGCGCAAAGUGACGGACACGAAUCAACGGAUCCGCUCGUACUCACUAUCUCAUAAAAUUACAGCGCCCCUCAGCCAGGAGCAUCAGCAAUACCAUCACAACAUUCAGUCCCAUAUCGUGAGGGGUGCGUCAGGAGGCGGUGGUGGUGGUGGUGGUGCAUCCUUGAAUCCCACCUAUCGCCAGCAGCUUAACAGCAUGUUGGUGGCCACCGAAUUAACUUCUGCCUCAGCGAUACGCGUGGCUGGCGGCCCAGGAGCGUCAUCGGGAGGAGGUGCUGGAGCGAUGGCCUUAAAUGUGGCAUCAUCUGCACCGACGCAAGGAUCUCAGCUGAUACAGGCACAUAAUCACACUCAUACCGGCCACGGCGGACGCAGACGCACCACCAGUUCCAACAGCAACGGAGCGGGCACUCGGGAGGUGCACAAUAAGCUGGAGAAGGAGCGACGCGCUCAGCUUAAGGAGUGCUACGACCAACUCAAGAAGGAGCUGCCCAUGAGGGAAGAGGAUAAAAAGAAGACCUCCAACUUGACAAUACUCGAUUCGGCCAACGAAUAUGUCAGGCAACUGUUGCAGCGGGAAAGCGAACAGGAAGCCGAAGUGGAGAAGCUGGCUAAGCAGAAAAUUGAGCUGCAAAAGCAAUUGAAUAAUUUGAGGAGGGACACGACGGCCGGUGAUCAGCAGAAGCACCAUAGCAUUCCACAGGCCGAAAAAGCCACAAGCACAUCAUCCGCGACAGCAACACCAGCAGCAUCAGCAUCAGCCAGUGGCCGCAAUGGAACCACAAUUCUGUUUGAUGCCACCACCGCCUGUGGCGUCACUGGGCUAACAACUGUGAUAAGCAAAACCAAUGCCCCACCAGCAGCCAACAGCAGCAAACAUAAUACAGGAGGAGCCACAACCACACUUACUCCGGCCAUGGGUAUCAUGACAAUUAAGAAUGGUAACAGCAGCAUACUGGCAAUCUCACCCACUGCUGUGGCAAUCCAACAGCAACAGCAACAGCAGCCACAACACCAUAGCAACAACAGCCCCGCGGGCAGUCCCAGCAGCAAUGCAUCCUCUGCAGUGGUUGCAUCUGGAGCUGGUGUGGGUGCAACCACAAUCAUUCGUGGCUCACCCACACCUUCGACACCAUCACCGUCGCCUAGCUCCUCAUCCAGCGGUGUCUCAUCAUCGGCCUCAUUUAUGGGCUCCUCAUCGUCUUCAUCCUCAUCAUCAUCGUCGUCGUCGUCGUCCAGCUCGUCAUCCAAUUCGUCGUCACCCACGCAACAGAAUUCACCGGCAAGCACGGCCAAUGCUCAUUUAGUUGGAGCUCGAAGCGUUGGUCUUAAGUUCCAUGGUACAAGUGUGGUUGGAUCAUCAGCAAAUGGCUUGAAUGGUGGCGCUUCCAUUGUGGCCGCUACUGUGCCCACUGGUGGAUCGGCGAAUGGUUUCCAUCAGGCGGACAAGGACAAUCGGAAUUACAAUUUCCUCAUGAUUAGUGCUGGCGCAACGGCGCAGUGAACCAACAACAACAACAGCAACAUUACAAACUGCAACAAACGCGCCUCUAAAACAAUAACAAAAACAGCAACAAGAAAAAACUGAAUUGUGUGCAACGGCUCCCACCUCGAGAAGAACCUAGAACAUUCGCUGUUCUCGAACUCUUUAAAUUUGUUUUUUUUUUU
Molecule: messenger RNA, 3581 nt
Organism: Drosophila serrata
Lineage: Eukaryota; Metazoa; Arthropoda; Insecta; Diptera; Drosophilidae
Gene: Mnt
Product: transcription factor mnt
Biological process (GO): regulation of transcription by RNA polymerase II
Molecular function (GO): RNA polymerase II cis-regulatory region sequence-specific DNA binding; protein dimerization activity; DNA-binding transcription factor activity, RNA polymerase II-specific
Source: RefSeq, a predicted model, not a curated record